Molecule: messenger RNA, 954 nt
Organism: Acanthocheilonema viteae
Lineage: Eukaryota; Metazoa; Nematoda; Chromadorea; Rhabditida; Onchocercidae
Source: the annotation of a GenBank genome assembly
AUGUCUUUUCAGGAAGUGCAUGCAAUUGUUGAGGAUCUCUCGCUGAAACUUGGAACAUCUGGUGAUGGAAAAACGGAUGUUGCAAAUUAUGUAGAAUUUCUACAUAAUGUUCGAAAUUUAAAAAUUCGAGGCGCUCGAGGUUAUGUGGGUACAUCGAAUAUCAUAUGGAAUUCCCUACCGUUCGGUCUCAAUCUUUGCAAAAAUAUUGCAGCGCUUUGGAUAAGCGACUUUGAUGUGCGCAUGAUUCAUGAUUUAUAUUCGGUGCGUAGUACAUGUAAACGCGUGGAUUUUCUGCUAGAACCUGAUGAGAUGUUGCCAAUUGAAAAUCAAGAGAAAUGGUCUUCUCUUGAAGAAACUGAUUUUUCAUUCAACGAACUUGAAGAAAUUGAUGAAAGCAUUAGUUUGCUGAAUUUGGUAAGGAAAAUGAACUUAUCACAUAAUCUUCUCACGAAUAUUGGAGAUCAUUUGCAACAUCUCACGAUGUUGACUGAACUUAAUCUCUCACAUAAUGCUAUUAAAGAUUUGGAUAUGUGGUAUACGAAACUGGGUAAUGUAAAACGCUUGUAUCUUGCUGGCAACAAAAUAUCUACACUUAAUGGAUUACAUAAAUUAUAUUCUUUGGAGUUUCUGGAUUUGGCUGACAACAUUGUGGCUUCUCCUGAUGAUAUUCGAGCAGUCGGUACUCUUCCUUGUUUAGAUCAUCUAAUUUUGCGGGGCAAUCCAAUCCGGCAAAUUAUCGAAUACAGGAUAAAAGUUUUGGAACACUUUGGAGAAAGAGCUGCCGAGGUAAAAUUGGAUAGCAGAAAACCUGAUCAACGUGAAGUGGAUACGAUAUUAGUUCGUUUAGCAUUGCGAAAAGCACGAGAAGAGAAAGAAGAACAAACUCGAAAAAGGGCAUUGGGGAUCGAUAAAAGGACGAAGUUAAAUUUGAACAUAUUUUGUUUAACUUUUUGA